AUGACACUUAUGAGUGCGUAUGCAUGUGCUCUUUUGCGAGAAUGCAUCAUCUCAUCAUACUACGCAAUUAAUCUCAAAAGCUCUACUCAGUAUACUUGUAUGUAUGCUAGUUACUGGGCGGGCAAGAGGCCGAUAACCCCCUCCCCCAUAUCUAAACCCCUUUCUCGGGCCGGGGGUGCUGCCCAAAAGGGCAGAUACAGGUUAUGUGGCAAUCAUCGACUAUGA
Molecule: messenger RNA, 225 nt
Organism: Morchella importuna
Lineage: Eukaryota; Fungi; Ascomycota; Pezizomycetes; Pezizales; Morchellaceae
Exons: 4
Coding region: 1-225 (74 amino acids)
Source: RefSeq, a predicted model, not a curated record